ACCUUAAAAUUUGCAAUAUAUAUUUUGAGUUUGAGGUGUUGUUAUCAACAAAAGUGUGUUCUACCAUCCCCUAUAAGUAUCAAAUAAGCUAGUCUCCCCCCUCUCACUCUCUCUCUCUCUCUCUCUCUCUCAUACACGCUCACAACCCACAUGUUCUACUUGAUUCUUAACUUGUCUCCCCUUCGCACUCCUCAAAAUUUCUAACAAGCAAGCAUCCCCACCCAACCAUUUUCUACUUGUAUAAACUCCUACACAUACAACUCUGGUAUCACUUGAAAAUUGAGAGAGAGAGAGAGAGAGGUUGCAAUGGGGGGUUCUAGCCCAGCACACUACACUCCUCUCUCAAAACCAACACCCACCGCCGUCUCCUUCUUCAAGAAAUCCAAACUCUAUCCACUCGCUAUCGUCACCAUCCUCUGCUCCCUCUCCUACCUCUUUGGCGCCUGGCACCACGCCGGCGCCACCACCGACCCCUCCCUCGGCACCACCAUCAAUUGCUUCACCACCUCCCGAAACACCACCAACGCCCCCACCACCACCAACGCGCAACAACAACAACAACUAGACUUCGCCACCCACCACACGGCCCAAGACGACAUCGCCGCCACCGCCGCCAUCAAAGAAUUCCCGCCAUGCGACGUCAAAUACAGCGAGUACACCCCCUGUGAGGAUCAGGAGAGAUCGCUCAAAUUCGAGCGGGACAGACUGAUCUAUCGCGAGCGCCACUGCCCGGAGAAGAAGGAGCUGCUCAAGUGCCGCAUCCCGCCGCCGCACGGCUACCAGAAUCCCUUCAAGUGGCCGCUCAGCCGCGACCUCGCCUGGUACGCCAACGUGCCGCACAAGGAGCUCACUGUCGAGAAGGCCGUCCAGAACUGGAUCCGCUUCGAGGGCGACCGCUUCAGGUUCCCCGGCGGCGGCACCAUGUUCCCCAACGGCGCCGACGCUUACAUCGACGACAUCGGAAAGCUCAUCAAUCUGAAAGAUGGCUCCAUUAGAACUGCCAUCGAUACUGGCUGCGGGGUUGCAAGCUGGGGAGCUUAUCUUCUGUCACGGAAUGUGCUAACGAUGUCGUUUGCACCUAGAGAUACACAUGAAGCACAGGUGCAGUUUGCUCUGGAGCGAGGGGUUCCUGCUCUGAUUGGUGUCAUUGCCUCCAAGAGGCUCCCUUACCCUUCACGAGCCUUCGACAUGGCUCAUUGCUCGCGCUGCCUCAUCCCGUGGGGCCAAUAUGAUGGUGCUUACUUGAUGGAAGUGGACCGUGUGUUGAGGCCGGGUGGAUACUGGAUCCUCUCCGGCCCACCAAUCAACUGGAAGAAACACUGGAGAGGGUGGGAGAGGACAAUGGAUGAUCUCAACGCAGAGCAGCUGCAGAUCGAGAACGUUACAAAGAGUUUAUGCUGGAAAAAGUUGGUGGAGAGAAACGAUAUCUCGAUUUGGCAAAAGCCUCUCAAUCAUUUGAGCUGCAACAAGUUGAAGAAGAGCUCUUCCUUUUGUCCUGCACAUGAUCCUGACAAAGCCUGGUACACGAGCUUAGAGACGUGUUUGACCCCCCUGCCUGAGGUUUUCGAUGCAGGGGAGGUAGCCGGAGGCGAGGUGGAGAAGUGGCCGCGUAGAUUGAGAAGUGUGCCUCCGAGGAUUAGUAGGGGGAGUGUUGAUGGAGUUACACCUGAGAUUUUCCAAAAGGAUUCACAGUUGUGGCAUAAGAGAGUUGCCUAUUACAAGAACAUCAACAACCAGCUUGGGCAGGCUGGGAGAUACCGUAACAUCCUUGACAUGAACGCCUUCUUGGGUGGAUUCGCUGCUGCUUUGGUUCAAGAUCCUCUUUGGGUGAUGAACAUAGUCCCCGUCGAGGCUAAGGCCAACACGCUAGGCGCCAUCUACGAGCGAGGCCUGGUUGGGACUUACCAGAGCUGGUGUGAGGCCAUGUCAACUUAUCCCAGAACAUACGAUCUCAUUCAUGCUGAUUCCGUUUUCACGCUCUACAAGGAUAGGUGCGAAAUGGAAGAUAUCAUGUUGGAAAUGGAUCGAAUUUUGAGACCGGAAGGAGGUUUGAUCAUUCGAGACGAUGUAGAUGUGUUGUUGAAGGUGAAAAGGAUUGCAGACGCAUUGAAUUGGGAUAGUCGGAUUGUGGAUCAUGAAGACGGGCCAUUAGAGAGAGAGAAACUUUUGUUUGCAGUGAAGUUGUAUUGGACAGCGCCAGCUUCUGCAGAUGAAAUUUGAUUUACAUAUUUGUUUUCUUUAUUUCUUCUUUGUCUUUUGUUUACAACAAAAAAAUUGUUAAUGUUUUUGCUUGCUCUCUAAUCGAUUUCAACUGCCUAUAUUAA
Messenger RNA from Salvia miltiorrhiza (redroot sage), 2324 nucleotides. RefSeq names its product probable methyltransferase PMT16. The record is from RefSeq and is a predicted model, not a curated record. The transcript is spliced from 6 exons. Gene Ontology annotation, molecular function: methyltransferase activity. Gene Ontology annotation, cellular component: cytoplasm; trans-Golgi network; endosome. The coding region runs from base 307 to 2220 and encodes 637 amino acids. NCBI's taxonomy places the organism in Eukaryota, Viridiplantae, Streptophyta, Magnoliopsida, Lamiales, Lamiaceae.